GGAGAGAACUUUUCCAGUUUUGUACGACAAGUGCCCGGGUUAUGUCCCGUCGCUCCCCAGGGUUUCUGUGUCAUCUCCCGGUAGUGAUUUAGCAUGUGGCAGGUGAACAGCAGAUAACAUUGUCAACAAAAGUGGAUCCGUUUAGUUCUUCUGUUGGUAUUUUAGUUUUAAGAUCGGUGGAAACACUUUGGCAAGGGAAAUAACUUGAACUUGAAAAUGAAGAAGUCAAUUUAUAUCGCACAUUUCCUCCCUUUGUUAUUGACGACAUUAGCAAGCGCUGAAGACUACCAGGCCUGGAGUGAGAGAAGUUAUUUGGACGAAGAUCACGAGUUCACCUGCAACGAUACCUUAGGAAACAUUUUUAUAGAAACUGACAGUCAGCUGAAAUGGUCAAGACAACAUCAGUCGGGCUACAUAGAGACCAAUGGUCAGUACGAGCUGAAAGAUUUCGGUGGCAUCGCUAACAUGACACUGCUGAUCAAAAACGUAACUGGCGAUCAUGCAGGGAUCUACUUCUGUCACGUGUUCAACAGUACAGGCCAACUGGUCGGGCGAGCUGUAAAAGGACUGAACUUAGCUGGCCCGUUGUAUAAAGAUUACACCGACGAGUAUAAAUGGAACAUCAUUGUUGGCUUUAUCUCUUCUGGCUGUGUCAUGGCGCUGAUCAUCGGCGUCGGCCUCGUGGAGAACUUCCGGUAUUUGUCCGAUGAGCAGAAGCAGAAACGGAAAGACAGGAAGAACGGGAAAAUCCCGAGAGCCAAUCUGGCAGCUCACCAGGCGAACGGGAUAGACAACGGAAUGAUGGACAUGGACGAUGUAUCCACUGUCUCGGACUCCAAGAAAGAACACACCAACGGAAUCAACCCAUUUGGCCAUGAUCUUGCUAAUACACAUCUAUAAAUAGCGACAACACAUCUGCUUAAUUUAAAAAUUUCGUUUUUUUUCUCAUUUUUAUACCUAACUCUAUUUAUUGAUAUGUAUAUAUAUUUAAUAUAUAAUGGUACAACUUGCUUUAGUUUGCAACGAAAGAGAGCAGAAAGCGUAAAAUGGCAAAGUAAUGAAAAACCUCCUUGUGGUAAAAUUACCAUGCCAGGCUUCACCCACAUAUCGCAAUAAUGUCUUCACCAACUAUCUGCUAUCUUAACUGGGUCCCAACAUUGACACGUGAGCAGUGGCGUAUUGAAUUGGGUUAAGUGGGGCAGUCGCCCUGGGUGCCUGAGCUUAGGGAGGACCAAAAUGGUUCUCAUAACACUACAUAAAAUAGCACAUAUUUCUGACGCUGCGUUCGUUUCUUCGAUUACGUUCUAUGUAAGUAUUGUAGUCUUAGUCUUAGUCUUAGUCUCAGUCUUAGUCUUAGUCUUAGUCUUAGUCUUAGUCUCAGUCUUAGUCUUAGUCUCAGUCUCAGUCUUAGUCUUAGUCUCAGUCUUAGUCUUAGUCUUAGUCUUAGUCUCAGUCUUAGUCUUAGUCUUAGUCUCAGUCUUAGUCUUAGUCUUAGUCUCAGUCUCAGUCUUAGUCUUAGUCUCAGUCUCAGUCUCAGUCUUAGUCUUAGUCUUAGUCUCAGUCUUAGUCUUAGUCUCAGUCUUAGUCUUAGUCUCAGUCUUAGUCUUAGUCUUAGUCUUAGUCUUAGUCUCAGUCUUAGUCUCAGUCUUAGUCUUAGUCUUAGUCUUAGUCUUAGUCUCAGUCUUAGUCUCAGUCUUAGUCUUAGUCUCAGUCUCAGUCUUAGUCUCAGUCUUAGUCUUAGUCUUAGUCGUAGUCUCAGUCUCAGUCUUAGUCGUAGUCUUAGUCUUAGUCUCAGUCUUAGUCUUAGUCUUUACUGAUGAUUUUUCAUGUGCAAAUAUGAAUGACGUACACGAUCUGAAGAUAAAGGUGUAGGGGUGUGUGCACUGACAGCCCUUGCUGUCCAGGGCGUCUGGCACCUUUGUUGCAACCAAGCAUUUGGGUGGCAAGUCCCAAAUUAGUUAACGCUACCAAUCAGAAAGAUUCUUUUUUUUUUUUAGGCAAUCUCCAUUUUCGUAUGUUGCGUUAACUUCUUAAGUGCUUCGCUGUUUGGCCAAGGGUGUCCAGGUCAAAGGUCGGGCAAAUAGUUUUGCCAUUAUAUAUAUAUAAAUAUCAUGAAUAAAUCAUUCAUUGUUUCAGCCCUUAGAUUCACAUUUGUAAUCAGUAUUUUACAUUUCUGUUAAGUUUAACAUUAUUUUCUAUUUUUAUGUUAUUUUGUAAAUAAAUUUAUGGAAAUUGAAUUAAA
Messenger RNA from Biomphalaria glabrata, 2242 nucleotides. RefSeq lists its product as uncharacterized. Bases 217 to 900 code for a protein of 227 amino acids. The record is from RefSeq and is a predicted model, not a curated record. NCBI's taxonomy places the organism in Eukaryota, Metazoa, Mollusca, Gastropoda, Planorbidae. The transcript is spliced from 4 exons.